AUGGCAGACAAAGUGCACCACCCGUCCUCCCUGCCGGAGUUGCAGGCCCUGAUGUCCAGCACGACGUACGUGGCUGUGGACUUCUUCGCCGACUGGUGCCCACCUUGCAAGCAGAUCGCCCCGAUUUGGACCAAGCUGGCAGAGCAACACACCGUCCCCGGCCAGCUGGCCUUUGCGAAAGUGAACGUGGACCACGCACAGGAUGUUGCCCGCGCAUACCGCGUCACGGCCAUGCCCACAUUCAUGUUCUUCAAGGAAGGGAAGCAGGUCGCCGUCCACGGUCAGGCCAUGAUCCAAGGCGCGGAUCCUAGGGCGAUCAUGGCGGCUGCGGAGAAGCUGAACGGGUUGGCGAAGAAGCGGGCUGCAGAGGCUUGA
Neoarthrinium moseri is the source of this 375-nucleotide messenger RNA. RefSeq lists its product as uncharacterized. The transcript has a single exon. Lineage: Eukaryota; Fungi; Ascomycota; Sordariomycetes; Amphisphaeriales; Apiosporaceae. The coding region runs from base 1 to 375 and encodes 124 amino acids. The record is from RefSeq and is a predicted model, not a curated record.